Molecule: messenger RNA, 1551 nt
Organism: Linum tenue
Lineage: Eukaryota; Viridiplantae; Streptophyta; Magnoliopsida; Malpighiales; Linaceae
Source: the annotation of a GenBank genome assembly
ACAGAUCCUUCCUCCUCCCUUCCUUCACUUUACUCCUCUCUUUCUUUCCCUCCCUCCAAAAUCCCCACAAACACAACAAUCUCUCUAUAUAACCAAAAAGCCAAAAAAAAAAAUCCUCUGUACUUCAUCACUUUCCACACACACCCAAACCAGUAAAAAAAAAGAACAAAGCUUUCCUCAUCUCUUGCCAUUUCCAGCCACUAGCCAUCUCUCCAAACAUCCUGCUCUCCAAUGGGUACUUCUUAUUUCAGCCAAAAUCCCACCACACAGGGCGGGAAGAAGCAGGAGAUCACCAUCAUCAAAGAGCUCGUCCAGGGCCAGGAAUUGACUUCCCAGCUCCAGCUCCUCCUGCAAAACCAGUCCGCAAAUGGAGGAGAUCUUCAGUACUGUUACUCGCCCACCACUACUGAACUUCUUCACAAGAUCUCGAGAUCCUUCACUGACGCAAUCUCUGCUCUCAGCACCGCUGCUAAUGGCAGUAGUGGUGAUCAUGAUCAUGAGAAUCAUCAAGCUGUCUCUGUAUUCUCUCACGGGGAGCAGCAGUCGUCUGCCGGAUCCGGCCCGUUCGAGGAAGACUCCGGCGAGAGCCGGAAGAGGCCGCCGGCGGCGGCGGGGAAGAGUGGUGCCGCCGCCGGGAGGGACAACCGGGGGACGUACAAAAGAAGGAAGACUGGCCACUCCAGCGUAAUAAUCUCGCCGUCCUUUUCACAAGACGGCCAUGGUUGGAGGAAGUACGGACAGAAGGAGAUUCUCCAUGCCAAAUUCCCUAGGAGCUACUUUAGAUGCACUCACAAGCACGAGCAAGGUUGCAAAGCGACGAAGCAAGUGCAGCGGCUCGAACAGGAAGACGAGAUGUACUCCAUAACUUACCUCGGCCACCACACUUGUAAAAAUGCCCUGGCGGCGGCGGCGGCAGUUCUUCCACCGUUCGUGGAUGCUAGGGCCACCGCGGCGGCGGUAACGCCGAGUGUGAAGCAAGAGGUUUCUAAUAACAAUGAAGAGAGCAAGAGCGGGGUGACGGUUGAUAACAAUGAGGUGAUGAUUGGGAAUGAUGGGAACAUGAACAUGUGGCAGGAUUUCGUGUCGUUCGAUCUGGAAGCUGAGGAGGCGGUUAGCAACUACGGGUACGAUUAUGGUAAUUACGAUUUUCGUGGCCGUAAUGUCGCUUCUGAUUCAGCGAUUUUGGAUAUGGAUUUUUCGGUCAACGAUAUCGAUUUCGACGAUGGAUUCAGGUUUGAUUCCGAACAGAGCUGUGGGUUCUUCUAGGUUUUUUUUUGUGUAUUAGUACAAUGUGUAAUUAUUGUUGUAAGUUAAAAAGUACUGGUUUUGCAAGAGUAGCUAGCUAUAUAGGAAAGGAUGGAUGAAUGUCCCUUUUCAGUUACGUACCACCCAAGUUUCUGAAAUUUGUGCGAUGUUAGCAUAAAAUAAAUAUCUACUAUACUAUGUACGGUACCAAAAUGUGGCAGUUAUUAUAUAUAUGUGGAGAAUAUUGAAUUGAGUAUGAAGACAAAUUUUCUUUUGUGGAAAUAUGAAAUAUUGGUGGCUUUUCAA